This is a messenger RNA of Glossina fuscipes, 1589 nucleotides long. RefSeq names its product tyrosine--tRNA ligase, mitochondrial-like. The record is from RefSeq and is a predicted model, not a curated record. Gene Ontology annotation, molecular function: RNA binding; tyrosine-tRNA ligase activity; ATP binding. Bases 86 to 1543 code for a protein of 485 amino acids. Gene Ontology annotation, biological process: tyrosyl-tRNA aminoacylation. The transcript has 4 exons. Lineage: Eukaryota; Metazoa; Arthropoda; Insecta; Diptera; Glossinidae. Gene Ontology annotation, cellular component: mitochondrion; cytosol.
UAUUUACAAAAAUUCUAUAAGAAAUCAGCUGCUUUAGCUUUAACUAAUGAGCGUACAAUAAAUAGUUACAAUAAAUAGUUAAAAAAUGUUCCUACGCGCUUGUUUAAGGCUGAAGAAAUUGGAAUAUGCGGAUUUGAACAAGCGUUUUUAUUCAUAUCGUAAUGUAUUAUUACUAACUGAGCGAGAUUUCUUUCAAGAUUUAUUCCCUGACACGGCCCGACCACAGAUAACAAAGAUUUUUGAAAAUUCACCUCAAACCAUAUACGCUGGAUUUGAUCCGACUGCUGAAAGUUUGCAUGUAGGAAAUUUAUUGGUUAUUAUGGGAUUAUUACAUUGCCAAAGGGCUAGUCAUCAUCCCAUUGCCCUACUAGGAGGCGCAACAGCCUUGAUAGGUGAUCCCAGCCAUCGUAAAACAGAAAGAAGCCAAUUGAAACAAUCGUUAGUACAACGUAAUUUAGAAGCAAUCAAACAGCAAUUGAUAAGAAUAUUUGAAAAUCAUCAAAAUUUUUUAUGGGACGACAAACUACAUAAAAGACCUUUACCACAAUUAAGAAUAGUCAACAAUGCUGAUUGGUAUGAAAACCUGAAUAUAAUCGAUUUCGUAAAUCAAAAUGGUCGCCAUUUUCGCUUGGGUCAAAUGCUUUCACGCGCGUCCGUGCAAUCUCGCAUUGAAGCUGAUGGCGGUAUGAGCUUCGCUGAAUUUACCUAUCAAGUAUUUCAAGCAUACGAUUGGUUACAUUUGCUGCGGAAUUAUAAUUGCCGCUUUCAACUCGGAGGCUCUGAUCAGAUGGGUAAUCUAAUGUCUGGCCAUGAGCUUAUCAGUAGAACAGAAAGAAAAACGGAAGUAUUCGGUUUGACGUUACCUUUAAUAACAAACGAAGAGGGUGAUAAAUUUGGCAAAUCAGGCGGUACUGCAGUUUGGUUAGAUCAGGAAAAAACAUCGGCUUUUGCACUUUACCAGUUUUUCAUAAGGCGACCGGAUGCGGAAGUGGAAAAGCUCUUAAAACUAUUUACUUUUCUAACUCUACCAGAAAUCGAAAAUUUGAUGACCGAACACAGAAAAGAACCGGAAAAGCGGAAAGCUCAAACUAUAUUAGCCGAGGAUGUCACUUUACUAGUCCAUGGAGAAAAUGGUUUAAAACAAGCCGAACGCAUAACGAAUGCCCUAUACAAGGGUCAAGUGGAAGGUUUGGCCGAAUUGAAUUGUGGAGAAGUUCAACAGACUUUGAACGGUGCUACAUUGGUAGAAUUGUUAGCCGAACCGGACAUAACCAUACUACAAAUGGCCAUGAAAGCUAAAUGCUUUCCUACAGAAGGUAUUUUUUCUAUUAAAAAAUAUCCUUCUUUUAAAGAAGACCAUGACGUAUUUUAUUUUCCAGCUGAUGCUGUGCGAAUUAUAACGGCCGGUGGUUUUUAUAUUAAUCAGAAACGUAGCCAAAAUAUAGCGGAAAUAAUUAGUCAUGGCAUCCACGUGUUACGGAAUGGUUUAACUAUAUUACGUGUUGGCAAACGAAACUUCUAUAUAGUGCGUUGGUUAAAAUGAAAUAAACUGUAAUAAAUAGUUUUUGUCAAUUUAGUAUCUUUUAUGU